AUGGCUCUACCGGGUUACUGCAACCAUUCGUUCAACCUGCUUAAGUCGGAGUCGACUCUUAUUCAAUGGGUGUGCUCGAUGUGCCAUUCCGGACCACACUGGUACAUCUUCGAGUGCAAAUACUGCAAACUCAAGACCUGUCGCCCUUGCACGAACAAAGUCUAG
Hyaloscypha bicolor E is the source of this 165-nucleotide messenger RNA. RefSeq lists its product as uncharacterized. Lineage: Eukaryota; Fungi; Ascomycota; Leotiomycetes; Helotiales; Hyaloscyphaceae. The record is from RefSeq and is a predicted model, not a curated record. The transcript has a single exon. Bases 1 to 165 code for a protein of 54 amino acids.